Molecule: messenger RNA, 1655 nt
Organism: Andrographis paniculata
Lineage: Eukaryota; Viridiplantae; Streptophyta; Magnoliopsida; Lamiales; Acanthaceae
Product: protein RICE SALT SENSITIVE 3
Exons: 7
Coding region: 262-1482 (406 amino acids)
Source: RefSeq, a predicted model, not a curated record
UGUGGGAAGAGGAAAGCGAUGAAGCCAGAAACAGUCACCUCAAUGCCUCUGUCAAGCCCCCGGAUUUGUGGUUGGUAUUUGAAAACCUAGAGAGAGAUACAUACAUACAUACACACAUACAUCAUAUAUAUAUAUACACAUUUGUCUUACUAUAUAGAUAAGUCCUCGUUUAAGGAGCGUAGAUUAUAGUCUCGGAGGAAUAGGGAGGAAAGAUAGAAAAGCAAGAGAGAGAAAGAGUGAGAGAGAGAGAGAGAGAGAGAGAUGGUGGGCUCAGGAGCAGCAGACAGGAGCAAAGAAGCAGUGGGUAUGAUGGCCCUUCAUGAGGCCCUUAGAACCGUCUGUCUCAACUCGGACUGGACUUACUCUGUAUUCUGGACGAUCCGUCCUCGCCCGAGAGUUAGAGGAGGCAAUGGUUGCAAAGUCGGAGACGACAAUGGUAGCCUAAUGUUGAUGUGGGAAGAUGGGUUCUGCAGAGGCAGAGUUGCAGAUUCUAUGGAUGAGAUGGACGGUGAGGAUCUUGUCAGGAAAGCCUUCAGCAAAAUGUCCAUUCAACUGUAUAAUUAUGGAGAAGGCUUGAUGGGGAAAGUAGCUUCUGAUAAAUGCCAUAAAUGGGUUUUCAAGGAGCCAACAGAGUGUGAACCAAACAUUUCCAACUACUGGCAGAGCUCAUUUGAUGCUCUACCUCCAGAGUGGACUGAGCAGUUUGAGUCAGGCAUUCAGACUAUUGCUGUCAUUCAAGCUGGACAUGGUCUUCUGCAGCUCGGUUCUUGCAAGAUUAUACCAGAGGAUCUCCAUUUUGUGUUGAGGAUGAGACAUACAUUUGAAUCCUUAGGCUAUCAAUCAGGAUUCUACUUAUCACAGCUGUUCUCUUCGACUCGGAACGCGUCGUCGUCGUCCGCCGCAGCGCCACUAAAGCCGGCUACUAUGCCGAUUCGGCCCCCUCCUCCGCUGUUCAAUUGGGGGCCGGGGCAGAGGCCGAUCCCGAUGCAAAUCCCGUCGGCCUCGCCAAUGAUGGCAGCUUCUCCAAACUUUGGAAACUCGGGUAGGCUCUUGACGACGCCGCCGCCGCCGAGGGAUGAAGGCCACAUGUUCUUGAUGCCGCCGCAUUCGUCGGAGGAUAUGAUCGGGGAUCACGAGAGCGACAUCAAAUGGCCGAAUGGGCUGACCUUCUUCAACGCGUUGACGGGACGUGCGGACGAGGCGAAGCUGUUGUUCAAUGCAGACGGGAUGGGCAGCAAGGGCGAUCAUCCCGGGUCGGAUCCGUCGAGCUGCGAGGGGAACCCGAAUGCGUUCUUGAGCCUGGAUGGACAGCAGAAGAUGCAGCAGGAAGGGAAGUUCAAGAGGAGCUUCACUCUGCCUGCAAGAAUGGCGACUUCGUCGUCGUCGACUUCGGUGGCCGACAACCACCCCGGCGGCGACGGGGAGUAUAGAAAUGAAGGUGGGGGGAUGUACUCCGAUGUUAUGGAAACUUUCUUGGAGUAGGAAGAGAGACGAUUUGUAGCGGUGUUAGCAAGCAGGAUGAUGAUGAUGCAUGUACCUAGGAAUCAAGAAGAUGAUGAAGAAGAAACUAAGGAAAAAUCGUUUCUUUAACUUGUUAUUUGUUUCUCAUGCAUCUUUUUAUUAUUUUUGUUUUUAAUUAAGUUGUUUUAGGUGCU